Molecule: messenger RNA, 2117 nt
Organism: Styela clava
Lineage: Eukaryota; Metazoa; Chordata; Ascidiacea; Stolidobranchia; Styelidae
Biological process (GO): embryo development; animal organ morphogenesis; regulation of transcription by RNA polymerase II
Cellular component (GO): nucleus
Molecular function (GO): RNA polymerase II transcription regulatory region sequence-specific DNA binding; DNA-binding transcription factor activity, RNA polymerase II-specific
Source: RefSeq, a predicted model, not a curated record
UAUUAUUUUUAGUAGAUUUCUAAUUAGUGGAAAUACGAGAAAUGCUGUGUUACGCUUAUGAACAAAAGUCACCUAUGACUUCGGCUGAUCAAAAUCCACAAUCUAUGGAUCGGAGAAUUCAUAACAUGGACGACAGUCCGCCUAUGCCGAUGAGCAGUUUGACACCAUCUACGGAUUACGGAUCUCAUGUACACACAACGGGAAUUCCUCAUCAUCCCCACUAUCAAGUGUCUAGUUUUGGAAUAUCUGUGCCAUCCGGGGUCGCACCCAUCAUGCCAACUGAAAUAAGAGAUGGGGAUUCCUACGAAUAUGGAGUCGUUUCUACAAAUCAGAACGUUGACCCUGUGAGUGAAAGUGAUAUCAUACGCACGUCAGCGACAAACGUCUGGGAUCACAACGCAUCGUAUGCGUAUACAGGGGUACAUAAUUCAUUUCCAAGAGACGCGCCCAGAUUAUUUACCAACGACAGAGAGUGGAAUCUGCGCAGUGAACACAUGUCAUAUGAACCAGCCAAACACUUUUACCCACAUCCACCCAGCACGCGACCAUCCUUAUAUUCCUCAAGCCACUUACCUCCUAUUACUAAUGGACAUCAUGCGACAGCGCCCAAUGAAAUUGGUAAUAAGGAAAUGUUUUCAAAUGGCCCAAUUGUCAAUGGUGAAAAUGUUGCUAAGUAUGGUAUUGACCCAGCUAAUCCGGCGUUACAACGACACCCGUAUGAUUGGAUCAACAAAAACUCUUACAUCGCCAGCCAGCCGCCAGCAACUGGGAAAACGAGAACCAAAGAUAAAUAUCGAGUUGUUUAUUCGGAUCAUCAGCGCCUCGAGUUGGAGAAAGAAUUUCGUUUCAGUCGGUACAUCACAAUACGUCGGAAGGCAGAGUUGGCAAUACAACUAAACCUAAGCGAGCGACAAAUUAAAAUAUGGUUUCAAAGACGAGCUAAAGAGAGAAAAAUCAGUAAGAAGCGAGUGGGAGAAGUUUCAUCUGAUACAUAUCCGGAUUCUGUGAAACAGCAAAGUUCAAAUAGCGAUGAUGACGAGAAAAUGGGAAUGCAAAGUGAUUUGAACAACAACGUCAAAUGCGAGAGCAAAGAAUCGCCUUACAAUUGCAUUCCAGGGUUUGAAUUCAGUAACAGUGGAGAAUCGCCACAGCCCAAGCAGAUUUUUCCGAUACAAACGCACAUCGAGAUGGCAUACAUAGAAUGGGGCAGUUGGUGGAUUUCAGGCAGCCAGAUCAUCACGACCAGUUUCGUUAUGACAAUCCACCCAUCUCUCAUCAUCAGCAAUUAUGUGGAGUGAUUCCGAUGCCAGUUGCCGUGCCCGUAACACCAACCGAUUCAAAUUCGGAUAACACAGAGAAAUUCACUUACGAAUCACACGAUGAAAAAUCAGCAUCUGUGUGCACAUUGCCUUAAUAAAAGUAAAAUCAGAUAAUGUUUGUUUACGCGCUGUUUCACCUUGAAAUCGUUCACGGCCUUGUUUGUGGUCGACCGCUCCGGUGCCAGCUUGCCAAUGGCCUUUACACAUAUAUAUACAUUAAAUUUGGCUGGUAACCUAUAUGGUACUGUGCUAGAAUUUGAAUUUUUCGACUUUCCUGUCAUGAUCAUAAAUUAAAAUUUCGUGGGUUUAGAACUGGAAUAAGGUUCAUAAUGUUAAGGGUCCAGUUGUUAAAGCACUCAUCGAAAACCAAAUUGAUCUCAAAGUUUAUCCAAAUGAAGUAUGAAAUGACAUAUUCCGAAGAUGUUACACAAUGUGUUAUUGCAACCUAUUACAAAUCUUCGCUGAUUUUGAAAAUAUAUAUUUGAUUUGUUAUACGAACCCUUGUACAUAAUAUUUUGUUUCCGUUUAAGCCCUUUUCACAAAUUACACUGUCGAUUAAGGUAAAAAUUCUCAAGGGAACUUGAUGCAGUUUUUCUCGAGACAACUCUAGUUAGCAUAGCUUCUAUCAAUAUUAUCAGACAAUAGCAACUUUAUGAAACUGCUGUUAAUGGACCAAACGUGAUAAAUUGUAAUUUGUCCCCAAUCCGUAUAAUUUAUUCAAUGUCUGUUUGUUAUGAAGUGUAUUUAUAUUCAUUAAAACUAACGUAAAUAAAAAUUUUAAUAAAUGACGGUUGCUUA